This is a messenger RNA of Prorocentrum cordatum, 1203 nucleotides long. The record is from the annotation of a GenBank genome assembly. NCBI's taxonomy places the organism in Eukaryota, Dinophyceae, Prorocentrales, Prorocentraceae.
AUGGACGGGCGCGCCUACUUUGCCGACGAGUGCACGGCGGGGAAGUACGACAACACGCAGUAUCUUGCCCUCGAUCUCCUGGGGAAGGUGCUGAGCUACAGCGUUGACCUCUCAGGGGCGGGUUGCGGCUGCAACGCGGCGUUCUACCUCACCUCCAUGCGCCAGAACGCGGCACCGUCGCAGUGCUCCGAUCACUACUGCGACGCCAACAACGUUUGCGGCGAGUCGUGCGCCGAGAUCGACAUCCAGGAGGCCAACCAGCUGGCCUGGCACUCCACGCUCCACACCGCGACCGACGCGAGCGGGGUGGGCGGGGGCUACGGCGGGGGCGACAGCUGGACGGGCCCGAGGGACUGGGGCUCCGCAGAGUACGGCGAAGGCGCCAGGUGCGUGGACACGGCGCGCCCCUUCCAGGUGGAGGCCGCGUUCCCCGUGGACGACAAAGGCUCGCUCGUGGCCAUGGAGGUGACGCUGUCCCAGCCGGGCAAGCCGUGCAACGUGUCCGUGCGCCUUGGCUCGUACGACGGCAUGGCCGAGCUCUCGCGCGCCCUCGAAGCCGGCAUGACGCCGAUCGUGAGCUACUGGAGCGCGAACGACAUGUUGUGGAUGGACGGCAAGGGCGCCGACGGCAAGGGCCCGUGCGCCGUGGACGACGUCAAGGCGUGCAGCGAGACGGUCACGUUCCACAACUUCUCCGUGGCCCCCAUCAGCGUUGAGCCCGCAGCAGUCGUCGGCGCCGAGCCGACGCCUGCUGGCACGAGUGGAGGCUCUUCCGACGACCGCCCCGAGUGUGCGGAGACGUACAAUGAGAACUGUGCAAGCAUGCAGUGCUGCAAGUCGGCAGGCAUGCAGUGCUAUGUCAAGAACGAGUGGUGGGCGGCGUGCAAGGAGGCGUGCGUGCCAGGCUCCAAGGACGGCAGGGACCCAGAGUGGGCCAGGGCUCCUUGGAGCUGUUCAGCCCUUGGUCCCCGCACGCCCGCAGCCAGCAGCGGCGCGAACGGCACCAAUGCCUCCAGCAGCCGCCAGCGCGGCAAAAAGACAUUGGCCAAAGGCAAGGUCGUGGUCAAGGCCUGGGCGGAAGAUUUAUUAUCCGAAUUGGAAUCGGGUAGCGAGGUCACGCUGCUCGUCGGUGGCCACGAAGUCCGAGCGGAGGUCAUGGUCACGGGUCCUGCGGUCUCAGUCAAGCACGCCCUCGUGGAGUAG